Xylona heveae TC161 is the source of this 1695-nucleotide messenger RNA. Its product is annotated as N-terminal nucleophile aminohydrolase. Gene Ontology annotation, molecular function: threonine-type endopeptidase activity. NCBI's taxonomy places the organism in Eukaryota, Fungi, Ascomycota, Xylonomycetes, Xylonales, Xylonaceae. The coding region runs from base 1 to 1695 and encodes 564 amino acids. The record is from RefSeq and is a predicted model, not a curated record. The transcript is spliced from 5 exons. Gene Ontology annotation, biological process: protein maturation.
AUGUUUUCUCGGUCGCCCAAGAAGAAAAGCGGAGACCAGUGUGCAAUUUUCGUACAUGCAGGCGCCGGGUUUCACAGCCAUCAGAACGAACACAUUCAUUUGCAAGUCUGCAGCGAUGCCGCUCGAGCUGGAAUGGCAGCUCUGCGUGCAGGAGGAACAGCCAUUGACGCGGUAGAGUUGUCUAUCAAAGUUUUGGAAGACCGAGAGAUUACCAACGCAGGUUACGGAAGUAACUUGGCAAUGGAUGGGACCGUCGAAUGUGACGCUACAGUGGUAGAUCACUAUGGACGAAGUGGGGCUGUCGGAGCUGUGUCACAAAUUCGAAACCCAAUCUCCCUGGCCCGAGUGAUCCUAGAUCAUUCCAACCAGCCUAUGUCGCUUCGACGAGUUCCUCCCAACCUCCUGGUCGGCCAAGGCGCUGUUGAUUUCGCCUUUGAUCAAGGGGUACCCAUUUUGCCGCAUGAUGCCUUAGUCUCGCCAGCUGCGCGAGAACGGUGGAUGAAAUGGAGGAAAGAUUUGAAAAACUUCUACGAUAAGAAUAACGAAGAAGAAGAAAUGGACAUGGGCGAUCAGGAUGUUUACAUAGAUGAUGAUUAUGAGGAACAUGUGAGGAGGGCUCAGCGCCGUCAACACACGCGUGCGCUGAUGGCUGGGGUUUGGAAUGAUAGCCAGCCGUACUCGCCUCAGCCUACACCUCCCAUCGCCUCGGCGCCGCGAUCUCCCACUCCGCGCUCACCUCAAAGUCCAGAAUCGCCCAACUUUAUCGAUCCGGGACCGCACAUGGCUGAUGGAAAGUUAUUUCAAAGGGAGGGGUUCUCUAGGCUGCGUCACAACUCAAUCGUCAAGCAGCAUAGUCCUUCACCACAGCAGGAUGCCGCACGAGACAGCAACUCGGACGAGGAUCUGAUAGUCUUGGAUGACGAUAACUUGCAAUGGAAGUCCAUGGAGCAAGGAAACGUUGAUGGUCACUCCGAGUCCGAGGUCGAGUCGAUGUCUAGUGGAUCGAUCCCUCUUCCUUCUGCUUCCCCAAGCCCACCUCCUUUUGCUGCGCUGCAUACGCCAUUACCUCCUAGCCCAACGUUCGAGAGAUCUGACACCCCAUCUGUCGAAGGCAACCUCCGCGAUGACUUCGUCACGGAUACAGUUGGUGCUAUCGCCAUCGACUCGCAAGGAAACAUCGCUGCGGGCUCCUCUUCUGGGGGGAUCGGUAUGAAGCUGCGCGGUCGGUGUGGUCCAGCGGCCCUGGUCGGGAUCGGUACGGCCGUUGUCCCAGUCUCUCCCGACGAUAAGAACAAAACCUGCGUUGCAGCCAUUACAAGUGGUACUGGAGAACAUAUGGCUACCACCAUGGCGGCAGGGGUGUGUGCCGAGAGGCUUUAUUCAAGUGUUCGCAAACGUAAGGCUGGUGGGCUAGAAGAGGUCGAUGAAGAGAUAGCCAUCCGAGCUGUAAUCGAACAAGACUUUAUGCAACAUCCCAGUGUCCGACACAGCCAUUCACCGGGGGCCAUUGGUCUCUUGGCAGUCAAGAAGUCGCGCGAUGGCACAUACCUGUACUUUGCACAUAAUACUGAUUCUUUUGCUGUCGCAUCAAUGGGCCCUGACGAUGUCAAGCCUUCGUGCGCCAUGUCCCGAAACUCGGGCAACGGAAGCAUUGCACAGGGCGCUCGCUCCGUGACCCCUCGGCGUAAGCGUUAG